Castor canadensis (American beaver) is the source of this 3442-nucleotide messenger RNA. It is a transcript of the gene Ehd4, whose product is annotated as EH domain containing 4. Gene Ontology annotation, biological process: endosomal transport; endocytosis. Gene Ontology annotation, cellular component: cytoplasm; plasma membrane. Gene Ontology annotation, molecular function: GTP binding; calcium ion binding; protein binding. NCBI's taxonomy places the organism in Eukaryota, Metazoa, Chordata, Mammalia, Rodentia, Castoridae. The record is from RefSeq and is a predicted model, not a curated record.
AGCGGAGAAGGAAGGGUCGAGCCCGGAGCGGGGUCGCGACGCCGAGCGACCACUGACGGCAGGAUGUUCAGCUGGAUGGGGCGGCAGGCGGGCGGGCGCGAGCGCGCGGGGGGCGCGGACGCCGUGCAGACGGUGACGGGCGGCCUGCGCUCGCUCUACCUGCGCAAGGUGCUGCCGCUGGAGGAGGCGUACCGCUUCCACGAGUUCCACUCGCCCGCGCUGGAGGACGCCGACUUCGAGAACAAGCCCAUGAUCCUGCUGGUGGGCCAGUACAGCACCGGCAAGACCACCUUCAUCAGAUACCUACUGGAGCAAGAUUUCCCAGGCAUGAGGAUUGGGCCGGAGCCCACCACUGAUUCCUUCAUCGCUGUGAUGUAUGGGGAGACUGAGGGUAGCACCCCUGGGAACGCUCUCGUCGUGGACCCCAAAAAGCCUUUUCGAAAGCUUAGUCGCUUUGGAAAUGCUUUCCUGAAUCGGUUCAUGUGCUCCCAGCUGCCCAACCAGGUCCUGAAGAGCAUCAGCAUCAUCGACAGCCCCGGCAUCCUGUCUGGGGAGAAACAGCGCAUCAGCCGAGGGUACGACUUCUGCCAGGUCCUGCAGUGGUUUGCUGAGCGGGUCGACAGAAUCAUUCUGCUCUUUGAUGCUCACAAACUAGACAUCUCAGACGAGUUCUCAGAGGCCAUCAAGGCCUUCCGGGGCCAGGAUGACAAGAUCCGAGUGGUGCUGAACAAGGCUGACCAAGUGGAUACCCAGCAGCUGAUGCGGGUCUACGGGGCUCUCAUGUGGUCCCUGGGCAAGGUCAUCAACACGCCAGAAGUUCUGCGUGUCUACAUCGGCUCAUUCUGGGCACAGCCCCUGCAGAAUACAGACAACCGCCGGCUCUUCGAGGCUGAGGCUCAGGACCUCUUCAGAGACAUCCAGAGUCUUCCCCAGAAGGCAGCCGUGCGCAAACUGAACGAUCUCAUCAAGCGAGCAAGGCUGGCCAAGGUACAUGCCUACAUCAUCAGUUACCUGAAGAAAGAGAUGCCAAAUGUAUUUGGAAAGGAAAACAAGAAGCGAGAACUUAUCUUCAGGCUACCAGAAAUCUACAUUCAGCUGCAGCGAGAAUACCAGAUUUCUGCGGGGGACUUCCCUGAGGUCAAGGCCAUGCAGGAACAGCUGGAGAACUACGACUUCACCAAAUUCCACUCGCUGAAGCCCAAGCUGAUCGAGGCGGUGGAUAAUAUGCUAAGCAGUAAGAUCUCAGCGCUGAUGGGCCUCAUCAGCCAGGAGGAGAUGAGCAUGCCCACGCAGCUGGUGCAGGGCGGUGCCUUCGACGGCACCACCGAGGGCCCCUUCAACCAGGGCUACGGGGAGGGUGCCAAGGAGGGCGCUGACGACGAGGAGUGGGUCGUGGCCAAAGACAAGCCCGUCUACGAUGAGCUCUUCUACACUCUGUCGCCCAUCAACGGCAAGAUCUCGGGUGUGAACGCCAAAAAGGAGAUGGUGACCUCGAAGCUUCCCAACAGCGUCCUAGGCAAGAUCUGGAAGCUGGCCGACUGUGACUGCGACGGCAUGCUGGACGAGGAGGAGUUCGCGCUGGCCAAGCACCUCAUCAAGAUCAAGCUCGAUGGCUACGAGCUGCCCAACAGCCUGCCGCCCCACCUGGUGCCCCCCUCGCACAGGAAGUCCCUGUUCAAGGCCGACUGAGGGCAGCUGUGGAUGGGGCGGUGGGUGGGGUGGGGUGGGCAACCUGGGCCUGAGGCCUGCGCUGCCACAGACUCGCUGAAUCACCUUGGGCGAGGCGCUGCCCUCUCCGUGCCUUGGUUUCUUCAUCAGUAGGUUGGGAAGGGCAUAUGCUAGACACCAGAUGAGGUCCUUUCACCUCCAAAAUUCCCUGAUUUUCUAUAAAUAUAUAUAUACAGGGAGGAUUGACAGGAGAUUGCAAUGAGAAGAAAGGCAAAUUUUUUUGUCCAAAGAGCACUCAAAAGCCUGGAGAAACAGCCCAGGGCUUGGUGGACUCCCAGGAGUCCCAGAAGUGAGCUGGGGCCCACCUGGAGCAUGAGCCUUUAGGGCUGAGUGGGGCUUCUUGUCGCCCUGAGCCGCCACUGUACUGUCUUCCCUCAGGGUGCCAGGAGGUAGCAAAGAUGGUCCUAUUUAUUUUGCCUAGUGUGUUUCCUGCUGUACUUAGAGUAGGAAAAUAAAAGUUUUCUGCUCUCUCUGGACUGAUGAACAAAGGGAAGGCCAGUGCCCAGGUGGGAGAGGAGGCAGAACAGGCAGCCAGGCCAGCAGAAAGUGCCUGUCCAGGACCCACUGCCCACCCCUUCUGGCAACGCUGAGUCAGUUAGGAAUUUGGAGCUUGUGACCUCACUGCCAUUUCAGAUCUUGCUGACAUCAGGGAUUCACUUCUCUGAUGAGUUUGCCCAGUAGUCUUAGCAAAGUCUGUGUAUCAGACUGAAGUAACAGCAAGAAAAAGAGGCAGUUCUCGUCCACGGAAGUGUGGGCCUUGACCACUGAAUGUCCCCAAGGCCCCUUAGUGGAUGGCAGAAUUUAAAUUCAGCAAAACAAUGUCUUGGUGUGUGCAGUGCCCUAGGCCCUGUGGGCACAGGUGAGGCCAGCCUUGCCCUAGGCUUUUGGGUAGAAAAUAUCCAUCUAUUGGAGUAAGAUAAUGUUUUUUAGAAAGCAGGCAUUUUAUUAUGUGCAGUUGUAUUUUUCUUACGGUAUUAAAAAAAAAGCCUUUAUACAGAAAUCUUUCAUAUAAACCUUUCUUCAAAAGCCGCGUGGUUCGUAUCAUGAAUGCCCAUCUCAGGCAGGAUGUGACUACAUACCCUUCCAGUGGCUCUAGCGUGCUUUCCCCAGAUCCUUGGGUAAAUGUCUCUGACCACCAUCUCAGAUGCCUGGGUCAGGUGGAGGUGGCUACUUCCCACUGCCACCCUCCCUGCCCUGGGACAGGUGGCUUUCCCUAUUCUUUAAGCAAUAAGAGAGAGUAAAGGGCCAGGUGUGGUGGCACACACCCAUAAUCCCAGCACUGAGGAGGCUGAGGCAGGAGAGGAGAGUUCCAGGUCAGCCUGGACUAUGUAGUGAGACCCUGUCAAGAGAGAGAGAAAAAGAGAGAGGGAGGAUAGGUAGCAGUGAUUGCACAGUGUGGGCCCUGCCAGUACCAGGAAUGAAUGCAAUUAGAACAGUCUCAGUGACCUUCCCAAAAAAAAAAAAACCACAUUUUUUUCACAUGGGGUCAACUACAGAUUAAAGAGAAGACACUGUCAAUGCUCACAUUCCCUAACUUUCUGUGUAAUAGAAUUUUAAGAGAAGUAAUUGCAGAGUGUGGUUUUUAAUCUGAAUGAGCACUUUUUAAUUGAUUGGACACAGGAAGGAAAUAAACAUAUGAUCCCAGUAUUGUAAUAUUAUGAAUAGGGGUUGUGUGACAGCAGGAACCAGAUGGUCCAGCACAGUGGGCCACAGU